UGUUAAGAAAUGCUAAUUUAUUUUUUAUUUAAAUUCUUUAUUAUUGCGGAAGAUCGGGCUCGGUGUUAAUUUAAUAGAGUUUAUAUCAACAGAUAAAAUGAUUUGAAAGAAGAAAUUCAAAAUGUACUCAAGCAAGGAAUCUCAUAACCAUACUGGUAGGGAUAGACAUUUGUGGGGAUUUAACACUUUAGAUGAGAUUCAAAGAUUGGGGCAGCAAACAUAUCUGCGUGCACUAAGAAAUCAUGCAGCAUGGACAGCUUCUCAAGGACAACCAACAGUCGAUCCAAGGCAUUCGAAUAAAUCUCAACAAAGAACUUCAGCAUGUCCUAUCUGUGGAAAUUCAGUUGAGCCGAACCAUCAACUUGAUUCUGCUUUUUCUGAUGUAAUGAAAAUGAUGUGCCAAGUUUCACAAACUUGUCAGAAAUAUUACUGCACUUCAGAAGGAGAGCCUUUAAAUAUUCAUGAUAAAAAGCACUGCCUGAGAUAUCACUCAGUCAAACACAUCAGAACGUCAGAAGCAGCAGGAAGGAGGGAGACAAAUCUGAGAGAUACCACCAGGGCGUUCUCAGUACAUGGUGGACCAUCACCAUCAGCCAAGUCUACAAAAGAGGGCAUCAAGUGUAAACAACACACCACAUUUGAUAUGGCCGCUUCCCUAUCUAACACUAGGAAAGCUAAACAUGUGAGAUUUUCCCCUGGAGAAACAGUAGAAGUCCAAUUUUGUGCUUAGAUUGCUGAAUCUGAUUGAUAUCUAGAAACAUUAAUUUCUUUUAAUUAAUCAUUAUGUACUUUUAAAUCAAGAAAACUAUGCAAAAAUGAUUCCAUAACUUUUAGGUGCAAUUGAUUUUUGAACUUUAAUUUUACUUUUAGUGCUUCCAUGAAAACGACUUUUUAACCAUUUUUUGUAUUGAAGUUUUUCAAUUGCAUUUAUACCAAAUAUUAUUUUCAAAAUUUUCUUUUACUUUAUGAUAUACAAGACAGAUGUAAAAUGUUUUAAUUUUUUUUUAUUUCUUCAGAAAUGCCCUCUAUUACAGAUAUUUUUUAUUGUUAUUUAGAGAAAAAACUGCAUAUCAAAUGGGUUCAUCUUGCUACACGUUUGGAGUAUUUCAAAACUUUAUACCUAUCUCAGCAUAAUCCUGUUACAUUUUUUUGUGUGGUUUUUAGGAGUUAUUGCAUUAUUGCCUUUUUACACCACUGGAUGUUCACUCUAUUUUUCCACUCAGUGUUCAGCUGUUUAAUCACUGGUUCAUAUGUUCUGCUCAGAUUGUUUACCACUGUGUGUUCACAUUGUUUACCACUGUGUGUUCACAUUGUUUACCUUUGCGUGUUCACAUUGUUUACCACUGGAUAUGUUCAUGUUUAGCAGUGUGGUGAAAUGCAGUGCCAAAAUAUGCAUUUUAUUUUUCUAAUUGAGGCAAAAUACAAUCAUGUGCAUGUACCUCACUGACGAGUGUGAUAUUAAAAUGUACAUGUAUGCAAGUUGACUCCAGGAUAAUUGGAUGUGAUAUUGAAAAAGCUUUUUAUAUAUUGUUAUGAAAUUGAAGCCUUUACUAGUCAAUAAAUUUUGGAUUUUA
Messenger RNA from Magallana angulata, 1574 nucleotides. RefSeq lists its product as uncharacterized. The transcript is spliced from 5 exons. The record is from RefSeq and is a predicted model, not a curated record. NCBI's taxonomy places the organism in Eukaryota, Metazoa, Mollusca, Bivalvia, Ostreida, Ostreidae. Bases 122 to 730 code for a protein of 202 amino acids.